Emys orbicularis (European pond turtle) is the source of this 1272-nucleotide messenger RNA. Its product is annotated as kynurenine/alpha-aminoadipate aminotransferase, mitochondrial-like. The record is from RefSeq and is a predicted model, not a curated record. NCBI's taxonomy places the organism in Eukaryota, Metazoa, Chordata, Testudines, Emydidae. Gene Ontology annotation, molecular function: pyridoxal phosphate binding; L-kynurenine:2-oxoglutarate transaminase activity. Gene Ontology annotation, biological process: biosynthetic process. Bases 1 to 1272 code for a protein of 423 amino acids. The transcript has 13 exons.
AUGGACUACUCCCAAUUUCUCUCAGUAGUAAGUGCAGCAAGAGAGGAAAAUCUUAUAAAAGUUACAGGUAAUUUGGCACAGAAGAAACCCUCAGUAAUCAUGAUCUCUGGAGGCAUACCAAAUCCUAACUAUUUCCCAUUUAAAACAGCAAGUUUCACUCUUGAAGAUGGAACCACUAUUGAAAUUGGGGAGGCAUUGAUGAAGAGAGCCCUCCAGUAUUCCUCCACAGAAGGAAUUCCAGAGUUCUUGUCCUGGCUAAAGGAUUUACAGAUGAGUCUCCACAAUCCUCCCACUGCCAAGUACAGUCCUGAUCAGGGCCAAAUGGAGAUAUGUGUCACCCCUGGCAGCCAGGAAGGCUUGUCUAAAGUGUUUGAUAUGCUUGUCAAUCCUGGAGAUAAUGUCCUUUUAGAAGACCCCAGCUACUCAGGGACUCUGUCAGCACUGAAACCGCUGGGCUGUAACAUUAUCAAAGUCCCUACUGACAAGCACGGUAUUAUUCCAAAAGCUCUGAAAGAAAUUCUUUCCAGGUGGAGACCAGAAGACGCAAAAAAGCUGAACAACAAUCUCCCCAAGUUCCUCUACACCGUUCCAAAUGGUAGUAAUCCAGCUGGAACCUCAUUAACUGCUGACUGCAAGAAGAAGAUAUACCAGCUUGCAAGAUGUUAUGAUUUCCUUAUAAUAGAAGAUGAUCCAUAUUAUUUUCUUCAGUUUGAAAAGACUAAGGCACCAUCAUUUCUGUCAAUGGAUGUUGAUGGUCGAGUGAUCAGAUGUGACACUUUUUCUAAAAUUAUCUCUGCUGGGUUGAGAUUAGGCUUUUUAACAGGCCCCAAACCUCUUAUUGACAGAGUUAUUCUACAUAUGCAGAGUUCAACGACAGCCAGCACUUUCACACAGAUCCUAAUGUCAGAACUUCUUCACAAAUGGGGGCAAAAGGGUUUGCUGGAGCAUGUAGACAGGAUAAUGGAAUUCUACAGGACCCAGAGAGAUGCAAUGCUUGCAGCAGCAGACAAGUGGUUAAAAGGUUUGGCAGAGUGGAACAUCCCUACUGCUGGAAUGUUUUUAUGGAUUAAGAUUAAGGGAAUUUCCAAUUCAUACCAGAUGAUCAUGGAAAAUGCUUUGGAGAGAGGGGUGUCUUUGGUUCCUGGACAAUCGUUUAGCAUUGAUAGCUCAGCUCCUACUCCCUAUGUCAGAGCUUCCUAUUCUUUUGCUUCUCCAGACCAGAUGGACCAGGCUUUCCAGAAGCUGGCUGAGCUUAUAAAAGAAACUGUCUGA